Molecule: messenger RNA, 1330 nt
Organism: Bufo bufo (common toad)
Lineage: Eukaryota; Metazoa; Chordata; Amphibia; Anura; Bufonidae
Exons: 2
Coding region: 64-825 (253 amino acids)
Source: RefSeq, a predicted model, not a curated record
UUGUCUUCUGAUGGUGGCAGGGCUCCCCGGUAUCUUCAGAUCUUCUUCUUUCUGGAGGUGACCAUGUUGUCUUCUGAUUGUGGCAGUGCUCCCUGGUAUCUUCAGAUCUUCUUCUUUCUGGAGGUGACCAUUGUCUUCACCUCGUUGUCUUCUGAUUGUGGCAGGGCUCCCUGGUAUCUUCAGAUCUUCUUUCUGGAGGUGACCAUUGUCUUCACCUCGUUGUCUUCUGAUGGUGGCAGGGCUCCCUGGUAUCUUCAGAUCUUCUUUCUGGAAGUGACCAUUGUCUUCACCUCGUUGUCUUCUGAUUGUGGCAGGGCUCCCCAGUAUCUUCAGAUCUUCUUCUUUCUGGAGGUGACCAUUGUCUUCACCUCGUUGUCUUCUGAUUGUGGCAGGGCUCCCUGGUAUCUUCAGAUCUUCUUUCUGGAGGUGACCAUUGUCUUCACCUCGUUGUCUUCUGAUGGUGGCAGGGCUCCCUGGUAUCUUCAGAUCUUCUUUCUGGAAGUGACCAUUGUCUUCACCUCGUUGUCUUCUGAUUGUGGCAGGGCUCCCCAGUAUCUUCAGAUCUUCUUCUUUCUGGAGGUGACCAUUGUCUUCACCUCGUUGUCUUCUGAUUGUGGCAGGGCUCCCUGGUAUCUUCAGAUCUUCUUUCUGGAGGUGACCAUUGUCUUCACCUCGUUGUCUUCUGAUGGUGGCAGGGCUCCCUGGUAUCUUCAGAUCUUCUUUCUGGAAGUGACCAUUGUCUUCACCUCGUUGUCUUCUGAUUGUGGCAGGGCUCCCUGGUAUCUUCAGAUCUUCUUUCUGGAGGUGACCAUUGUCUUCACCUAGUCUUCUGAUUGUGGCAGGGCUCCCUGGUAUCUUCAGAUCUUCUUCUUCUUUCUGGAGGUGACCAUUGUCUUCACCUCGUUGUCUUCUGAUUGUGGCAGGGUUCCCUGGUAUCUUCAGAUCUUCUUCUUUCUGGAGGUGACCAUUGUCUUCACCUAGUCUUCUGAUUGUGGCAGGGCUCCCCGGUAUCUUCACAUCUUCACACUUUUUCAGUUCCUCAGGAUGAGGUGUUCAGGUCCUGAUUGUUGGGCUGUUUUUCCCCCUAUUAUUCUGUUGCACUUACAGGUAGAUAUUUGCUCUGUAGAAAUAUCAGUUGAUGUCGUAGCGCUGUUAUUCUGAACACUGUCUCGUAUGGUUCCCAGCCGGCCGCCCCUCCAUCCCCAGUGGGCAGCACAGGACAUGAUGCUUCCUGUAGGGGGCGUCCCGUAAUCCCUCAGUCACUAUAUGUUCAUUGUGGUCUGGCAGGUCCCAUGACUGGAUCCGGAAUAUUCCUCAUUCUUGUCCUCUG